AAAAAUCAAAAUUCUAUUUUAAGAAUUUUGAUUUGGCUAGUUAGCUUCCAGGUGUAGCCUCAAGGGGUGUUUCAUCUAAUGCUAUUGGUUACUCUACUGCGAUGGCAACAGCUAACACAUCACAUAAGCCGAACAGCCAGGUGACUAAAAAAGUAUAGAGUGGUGGGCAUUCAUCAUGGCUAUAAUAGCCAAACGAUGUGGGAUUAAGUUUGAUCCACCUUCAGUCAUUCUCAUAUAUGAAGAUGAACAUACAAGCAAGUUGCGUAAAAGAGUAAUGCCAGUGAGGAGCUUUUCACAGUUCUCGGACUGCAGCAGGGCUGCAGAGAGACUGAAGCUUCAUCCCCGUCACGGACAUUACCUGGAUUUGGUGUCAGUGGAGCAGCUGGUGAGGUUACACAUGGUGCUCCGGGACCACUUGCGAGGUCUCAGUGUGGAGGAGAGUCUGAGAGAACAGCGUCGCUCUCACACACACGAGGAAGAUCUCAACAAGCUCAGUGAUGAAGAGCUGAACCGCCGCAAAGCGCAAAUGGACGUGCUGUUCGAGCUCAACCGGCGCCACAAAGACGACCCAGACUUUGUAUACGACCUCGAGGUGGAGUUUCCUGAUAACAGCGUACGGGAAACCUGCAGCUGGGACCAAUCAGAUGAAGAGUUUUGAGGAGCAGGUAGUGUUGCCACUUGCCUCACAGACCAAGGGUACCUGGUUCCAUCCUGAGUCCGUCUUUGUGAAGAUUCACAUGUUCUCCAUGUGUCUGUGUGGGUUUCCUCAGGUUUCUCUGGUUUCCUCCCAAAACAUGCCAGAAGGUGGAUAGGCUAUUGUAUCCAUGCAUCCCUUUUCUAUACAGGUUCUCCUACACAGGUUCGUGGGGAGCGAGGUUGGGGACACCCUGUAUGAGGUGCCAACCCAUCGCAGGGCACAAUCACACACCCAUUCGCACACUAUGGACAAUUUGUAAACCCCAAUCAUCCUACAUGUCUUUGGACUGGGGGAGGAAACUGGAGUACCUGGAGGAAACCCCCAAAGCACAGGGAGAACAUGCAAACUCACACAGGGCGGAGGCGGGAAUCGAACCUCCAACCCCAGAAGUGUGAAGGGAAAUGUGCUAACAUAUAUAUGUACAGUAUAUAUAUUCCAACAUCUUAAGAUCUAUUCCAUGCAUCUAUGUUAAAUAUCUGAACAAAUAUCACAGUAGAGUAAAACUGGAUAAUUUGAUUGUCACACUUCAAAUUUUGGAUGACAGCACUUCAGUAUUUUUUUCAGUGUAUGUCUGCAGGCAGGACCAUGCAAAAACUCCAUACUUCCAUGGAUCUCGGAAUAAAAUGAGACAUUUUAGGUAGUACAACAGAUUCUUUUGUGCCAGCUCUUUUAAAAACUAUUAAAGACCAUGUUUUUUUUUUCUAUUGAAUAACAUUAACUUAUGUGGUAUUUCUAAAAAAUAAAAUAAAAUAAAAAAUAUUAAAAAAAGCCAGACAAAAGCACAGGAACAGCAGCACGUACAUUUAAUAAAUCCAUAUUUUAUGAAAAUGCAAAGAAGUGCCUCAAACCCUACCAAAAAACCCACAGGUGUAAUAACCCUAAACCAGAAACUAAUUUUCCAAUUAGAUUUUUAGUUCAAUUAAAACAAAAAUGUAA
Molecule: messenger RNA, 1633 nt
Organism: Ictalurus punctatus (channel catfish)
Lineage: Eukaryota; Metazoa; Chordata; Actinopteri; Siluriformes; Ictaluridae
Gene: cep19
Product: centrosomal protein 19
Exons: 3
Coding region: 176-658 (160 amino acids)
Biological process (GO): microtubule anchoring at centrosome; trans-Golgi to periciliary membrane compartment transport
Cellular component (GO): spindle pole; ciliary basal body; centrosome
Source: RefSeq, a predicted model, not a curated record